Messenger RNA from Raphanus sativus (radish), 1241 nucleotides. RefSeq lists its product as uncharacterized. The coding region runs from base 137 to 1069 and encodes 310 amino acids. NCBI's taxonomy places the organism in Eukaryota, Viridiplantae, Streptophyta, Magnoliopsida, Brassicales, Brassicaceae. The record is from RefSeq and is a predicted model, not a curated record. The transcript has 3 exons.
UCCAAUUAAACCGAUUGGUUUAAAUCAAAUCCGGUUCGCUCGAUACACGUUGCCUAUAUAAAGCACUCCAGUGAACGAACGUCUUCUUCCUCAAUUUCGCUUUCGCAUUCGCAUUCGCAUUGAACAAGAAGAGAAGAUGACUCUGACUCUAAACAUGGCGGAUACUCUAAUCAACCCCUCCCAAGAAGCGGAUUACACCUACGAUCAUCAUCCCGAGGAAGAUAACACUCCCAUCGACCUCUCCCUCCUCCGCAUCAACAGCUUCGGAAACAACUCCUCAGAUCGCCGCCGCGCGAACUCCUCUCCUCCGCAGUUCCCAUCUCACGGAUCUUUCUCCUCUUCCUCCACCGCCUUCGCCACCACGAGCCCCGUGAAACGCCCCUCACCGGAGCCGAAAGAAGCCGACGAGCCGAGGCGCAAGAAGCUGUUCCUCUCCCCGCCGGAGACUAAGGAAGAAGACGAAGAAGAAGAGAUGUCUAACCGCCUGGGGUAUAAGAAGGUCCCGCUUCCUCCGGAUUGCAACCCGACGCGAGUCCGUCCGACUCCGGUCUACCAGAGAUCUCUCUCCGAUACGUUUGCUUCCACCGGUUAUACUCGUCGCCGCGGCGUUGCUCAAGAAACAGCACCGUCGUCGGGUAACAUCGUCUCUUCUCUGCCGCCGCGGCCACGCAAACCGGUGUUCCGGAGGUCGGUCUCCGAUCUUUCGCCGGCACCACCUUCGAUGGCGCUUCUCGGCUCUUCUUCUCGCUCCACUGCGGUUGAUGAAGCAAUUUUCGCGAAUCGAGAAACCUCUGAGGCCAAUAAGAUGCUGUAUGUGAUCAAGGAUGGAGUUCGUGAAUUGGAUCAGUGGUGUAACAAGCUCUUACACUACGGUGAAGCUGUGAAGCAAGACGACUGUCCUAAGGAAGAAGAUGAGUCGCAAGAGGAGGAGGAGCAAGAGAAAGCGUAUAAAGAAGGCGUGAAAGUGGACAGAGUGGGCGAGGCGUUUGUUGUUGAGAUCAACUGUCCUUGUGGAAGAAACUACCGAACUCUCUUCUCUGGCCGAGACUGCUACUACAAGCUCUUGUAGAGACAUGGUUUGAUCACCAAUCAUCACUACAAGUGGAAGGAAGGAUCUCUCUCAUGGUGCAAAUCAUUCACAUAGGUUCUGUAGAUAAAGCAUACGCACACACUGUUUCGUGCUUGCAGAUACUAGCUCUAUACACAUUGUUUCAUACGCCAUUGUUUUGUUCUUUGUAUAA